Bipolaris sorokiniana ND90Pr is the source of this 1617-nucleotide messenger RNA. RefSeq lists its product as uncharacterized. The record is from RefSeq and is a predicted model, not a curated record. The coding region runs from base 1 to 1617 and encodes 538 amino acids. The transcript has 3 exons. NCBI's taxonomy places the organism in Eukaryota, Fungi, Ascomycota, Dothideomycetes, Pleosporales, Pleosporaceae.
AUGGUUCACAUAGGAUCUUGGGCAACUCUGCCCGUACUUCUUCUAUCGUUCACAACCGCUUCUCCAAGUACGCAGAGAGCGCUACCAGACGAAACAAGCGGAGUACAGAAUUUUAAUCAAAUUACUCCAUCGUCUGAUCUCCAAUGGAUACCAUGCUACAAUGGUUUUGACUGCGCCAAUCUGAUAGUACCGCUCGACUAUGAAGAUAGCAGUGUUGGCACCACAACCAUCGCGUUCAUUCGCAAGCUUGCCCCGGGAAACGUUACUCAGGACCUUCUCUUCAACCCUGGUGGCCCUGGUGGUUCAGGCGUAGGCAUUCUGCUUGCCGGAAUCGGCGACCUCAUCUUGAAUCUCAGUAGCGGACAAUACAACAUUAUCAGCUUCGACCCAAGGGGCGUAAACAACAGUGGCAUCGAACUGACGUGCUUUCCCGGUCAACCUAAUAUCCGAGACGCAUACUGGAGCACUUUCGAAGAGUUAUCCCAGGCUUCGAAUCUCGAUGAAACCUACGCCCGAGGACUCGCAAUAGGACAAUGGUGCACAAAAGCCAACGCAAACACGACUGCAAAAUACGCAGGUACCGUUGCCGCAGUACAAGACAUGCUCCACUUCACCACCCUCCAAGCUCGCCUCCGCAACCUCAAGAACCCAGAAGAAUCCCUCGUAAACUUCUACGGCCUCAGCUACGGCACUGUCAUCGGACAAAGCCUCGCAUCCAAGUAUCCCUCGCGCGUCGGCCGCAUGGUCCUAGACGGCAACGUCAAUGCCGAAGACCACUUCCACGGCGCAAAGCUUACCGCCGUCCAAGACGUCGAUGAAGAGUAUACUUGGUUCUUCAACCUGUGCCACGCCGCCGGACCGGGAACCUGCGCUUCUUACGCUGAAGACGUGAAAAAGCGCUUCGAUACUCUCUUGUCCAAACUUGAGCUCGACCCAGUCAUCCUAUCCUCCCCUAUAACUUCCACUCCAGCGCCGAAGGUCAUAACCAAAGACGCCGUCCUCGCAGCGGUAUUUCACAAUCUCUACGCCGGCGAAACGGGCUUCCCGUUCCUCGCGCGCGGUCUUGCUGCGUUGGAAAGGGGGGAUGCGGCGAUGUGGUUAGCGGAGACUGCACGGUUCCAACGCCCCAGUGGUGCGGCGCAGGAGACGUAUAUGCUGAUUACUGGGGCUGAUUACGCUGGGCGGAGUAAGAUAGCGAAUCGUACGGUUCAUCGGGUGGUGUAUGAUGAAGUGGUGCGAACGAGUGAGUACGCAGGACGUGUGUAUGCGCUUGAGAAUGUGGUGUUGGGGGUGGGGAUUGAGAUUAUGCCGCCGGAGAGUCAGUUGUUUGCUGGAUUUGAGUAUACAAAGACUAAGACGCCGAUUUUAUUCUUGAACCCAUCGGUUGAUCCCAUUACGCCUGUUGCGAAUGCGAGGUAUAUGGCGGGAUUUUUUGAGGGAGCUGUGGUGCUGGAGCAGAAUUCUACGGGGCAUACUGUGUUGCCUUUUCUGGGGGAGUGUGUGGGUGGGGCGGUAAAGAGGUAUUUUGGGGGUGGAGAGGUGCCGGAGGGGGGGAAGGUGUGUCAGGUUGAUGUGAGGGUUGAUUGGGAGGGAGGGAGAGGUGGCAUGGGUGCAUGA